AACACAACCUGUCAAUUCACAAACGAGCCAGACAAAUAAUUUUUGCGCCGCUACUUCUGCCUGCACUAAUUACUUUAAAACAAAAUAAAUUGCUAUUUAACAGCUCCAAUACGAUUACUAAUAGUUAAUAAACAAUUGUUUCUUUUAUUAAAAAAAAUGCCACCUCAUAAAAAGAGGGAAAAAGACUUGGAUAUGUACAAAUUGAGUGGCAUACAGGCCGAUCAGGAACUAUUUUUACAAGCAUUCGAAAAGACCACUCAAAUCUAUCGUUUUCUGAGGAAUCGUCAUGGCACAAGUCUAAUAUUUUUGAACCGAACACUGAGCUAUAUGAAAGACCGAAUGUCAAGGAAUAAUAAAAAGCGUUCGAGUUUUAAAGUAAACACACUUCGACACGAUUUCACAUAAAACUGAUACUGUGAGUAAUUAUUUGAACAUUGUGUUUAUGGGCCUCUUCGACAAGAACGAAGAAAAUGAGGAGUGGAAAACCGGAGACAUGGUCAACGUUCACACGACAAUGUUCAAAAUAAAAAAUAAGCGCAAAGAGAGCAAUGCCGAUUUUAAGAAGAUUUUGGUAUGUGAAUAAUGUGUGUGUAAGAAUAUGAGAA
Molecule: messenger RNA, 605 nt
Organism: Episyrphus balteatus (marmalade hoverfly)
Lineage: Eukaryota; Metazoa; Arthropoda; Insecta; Diptera; Syrphidae
Product: polycomb protein Su(z)12-like
Exons: 3
Coding region: 157-405 (82 amino acids)
Source: RefSeq, a predicted model, not a curated record